Molecule: messenger RNA, 666 nt
Organism: Letharia columbiana
Lineage: Eukaryota; Fungi; Ascomycota; Lecanoromycetes; Lecanorales; Parmeliaceae
Exons: 2
Coding region: 1-666 (221 amino acids)
Source: RefSeq, a predicted model, not a curated record
AUGGUCACUCCGUGGGUCCGCUUGUCUAGGCAGCUUCUGCAGAUUAUGCAUGAUGCCCAGAGCAUGAACAUACGGUCCCAAACGUUCGCCCACACCAUGGUGCUCCUCCAUGCUCUCAAAGUAGCCCAAUUCUCCGUACCGCAAUACUUAGACCACCAAGUGGGGGUGGAUGAGCCCGAGGAAGACAACAAAAUCUUCAACAUUGUCGGGCCGAAUGGCACCUUUACUGACUUUGCUGCGCAAGAUACGAUCAAAAUGCGAACACGAAGAACGUUUCGGUGGCGUCUGGAGUCGAGCAGUAUCCACGGACGCCGUAUCGGCGGCGGUGUGGACUUGAAGGGGAGGCCUUUGCGGUGCGAGGAAUGGGUCCGAAUGGUCACAAGGACACGCCGUACCCUUAUCCUGCUGGGUUGGACAAGGCCUCGAAAGGCAGCUCACGCGGAAACCAAGAAGGACUCUCAGAUUGAUUCAGCUACUCUGCUUUUGUUGGUGAGACGUCAAAAAGGGUCGGAUCGUAUGAGGGUUGUACAGUUAGAGGACCUGGAUGACUUCGAUGCUUUCCAUGAAGGUGAUCGACUGGCUGCAUGCUUAGAGGCCCUCGGCUCUUUCAACCUUAUGAUCGAGGCUGAACAGUCAGAUUUUCAGGCUCUCAUUCGGUCACACUAA